Molecule: messenger RNA, 888 nt
Organism: Metarhizium robertsii ARSEF 23
Lineage: Eukaryota; Fungi; Ascomycota; Sordariomycetes; Hypocreales; Clavicipitaceae
Exons: 1
Coding region: 1-888 (295 amino acids)
Source: RefSeq, a predicted model, not a curated record
AUGCCUCCAGCUACACCGCAACCCCAACCCCAACCCGAACCCCAACUGCACCAGAAGCAUCACCACCAGCCGCAGCAGCCAGGGCAGCAGCUUCGCCGCGUGACAUCAUUCACACAGCGCUUUCGAGGCCGCAAGCCUGUGUCUCCCACCGCCGCAACCACCACCACACCACAAUCAGAGGCUCACGACGCAGCUCCAGCUUCGGGACAGCUUCGCCGGCGACCGGCCUACAUCCCCACCCACGCAGCCGCCAGCUUCGCGAGAACCGUGUCACCGCUGUCGACGCCUCGUAUCGACGAGCGGGAUGAGCUCGCGUGCGACGAGACGUCGUGGUCGCCAAGGAUGAUGCACUCCACAUCCGCUGCAAGGGAGCGCCACGUUCCGUCAACCACCACAACCACAGCCGCGAGCACCAGUCCCUCUGCUGCCUCGCACCGCGCACAGUCCGACGUUGGUGAGCCGCCGCUCGACGACGACGAUUACGCCGCCUUUUUGGCCGAGGCCGAGGCGAAUGACCGUGCCUUUCGCUCGCGAUGGGCCCAGAGGGAGAGGGAGAGGGAGCGCGGGCAGCAGUGGGCGCUGGGCAGUCCCGCCACCUCGCCGCAGGGCUGCUUCAAGGGCACGGCGCAGAGGGACAGCGCCUAUUACUCGGUCGCGUCCGUGUCGCCGAGCAGCAUGAGCGGACAUGGGAGCGGACCGCAGAAACAGGCGCUUCACGGCCGGCGGUCUGCGCCUGUGCCUCUGCCCGUGUCCACGUCCAUGCCCGCGUCCACGUCCACGCCCACGUCGCCGCGGGCUCUGCAUCACAAGCCGAGCAAGACGCUGGGGAGGCGUAUUUCCGAAUACUUCAAGCCUUCAUCAAAGGCCGGCGUGGCUACAGUUGCAUGA